Postia placenta MAD-698-R-SB12 is the source of this 1851-nucleotide messenger RNA. RefSeq lists its product as hypothetical. Gene Ontology annotation, biological process: regulation of GTPase activity; signal transduction. NCBI's taxonomy places the organism in Eukaryota, Fungi, Basidiomycota, Agaricomycetes, Polyporales, Adustoporiaceae. Gene Ontology annotation, cellular component: cytoplasm. Bases 1 to 1851 code for a protein of 616 amino acids. The transcript is spliced from 12 exons. The record is from RefSeq and is a predicted model, not a curated record.
AUGCCCCCCUCCCAAGUGCACCAUGUCACUUCUGGCGAAUCUCUUCGCUUGAACGGCGCUGCCCCUCAGACACCUACCAAGUCAAGCUCGCCACCCCGCUCGAGCGCGGAAUCGCAGAGUAGGCCGCAGGGCCUGCGAUGGCGGGACAGUACGCAGCUUCCGGCGGCUGCGGAAAUUCAGGACACCGCGACAGUUGAUAGCUCGACGCUCGUAGAUUCAGGCUUCGACGAGAAUGUGCUGAGGGCGCUAUGUGAUAUGGACUGCGGUAUACCCUUGCUUCUCGACCGAAUAAAGCAGAGUAUGGUGUCUUGCAGGGAAGCGGCUUUGUUUUUCCGCAAACGAGCAGCAUUAGAAGACGAAUACGGACGCAAUCUGCAAAGGCUAUCGAAGUUAACGGGCGAAGCGUACUCUAUGAGCGAGGGACGAGCAGGCUCUUUCGUGGUAGCCUGGCAAUCUACUCUUAAGACGCACGAGCAGAUGGCUCAGCAUAGGACACAAUUUGCUUCACGUCUUAUCGAGAUGAGCGAGGAGUUGUCGACGCUCGCAAAAGAGGUAGACAGGAGUAGGAAACAAACCAAGGAUCUUGCCACUCGAUACGAAAAAGCGCUGCAAGAGUCAGAAUCAGCGACAGAUAAAUGCAAGGCACGGUGUGACGCUACGGCAGAAGAGCUGGAGCGAAUUUUGCUGCACAAGGAAGGUGAACCGUACCGAGACACCCCGGUUCAAGGCCGGACCCCCGGAGGCAAGAGGGCGAUCGGUAAGGCGGUGGCGAAGGGCGGGAUGCUUCUCAAGGGACGGAACCCGGGGAACCUUCAGCGCCAAGAGGAAGACGUUCGCGCUCGGAUGUCAAAGGAGUCGGAUGCCUACCGCAAGGCUCUACUGGAGACUCAGACUGUUCGGCAAGAGUACUUCAACUUCCAAUACCCACGGCUCCUGCGUGCCCUCAAAGAAUGCGUCGAUGAGAUCGACCUGGGCAUGCAGUAUCACCUUUCCCGAUACGCUUUUCUGUGCGAGCACGUCGUCCUACAGGAGGGCACGACACUUACCCCAACUGAAGAGAACGCGAUGGGUCUGAGAGCGUCGCUCGAGACAAUCGACAACAGAAGCGACUUCAAAACGUACAUGCAACAUUAUGCAUUCGCACACGGCGGUGCUAACUAUACAGGACCCCGCCGUCGCGGACCGGAGUCGGAAGGCUUCCUGCCGCCUAUACCCGCCCUCUAUGCAGGGGGAUCACCGGGCACCUCAAAUACUCAGCCUCUGGACAAAGGUCGUCCAACUUUCGGGGUAGACCUUGCCGAGCAAAUGGCGCGGGACGACGUCGACGUUCCUCCGAUCAUGGUGAAGUGCUGCGAAGCGAUUGAGAAGUAUGGAUUGGACUCCCAAGGCAUAUACCGGAUCGGCGGCACGAUGAGCAAGGUCGCCAAGCUGAAGGAGAAACUAGACCGAGAUCUCGACUCCGUCGAUCUCGACAAGGACGAGUGGUCUUCUGAUGUCAGCAAUGUCACGAGCGUGCUCAAGUUGUGGCUCCGCGAGCUCCCGGACCCUCUGCUUACAUCCAGCUUGCAUAAUGCAUUUCUAGAUGCGGCGGUGAACGAAAAUGAGCGAUUGCGACACAUACGCCUGCAUGAACGCGUGAACGACCUUCCGGAUCCCAAUUAUUCUACCCUCAAGUACUUUAUGGGACAUUUACAUAAGAUCGUGGAGCACGAAACUCAGAACGCUAUGUCGGUCCAGAACCUCGCCAUCGUUUUCGGACCGACUUUAUUCGGCCAGGGCCUGCAAUUGAACGGCAUGGCAGAUGCGUCUCUCCAGAACCGAGUACGUGCCCUUGAGCUGAGGAACUAUUAG